CCGCGGCGCGCUUACGCUCGGCACUCGACGGCUGCGUGCCGGCACGUUCAUUCAGCGCGGAGGCGACCAGCAACGCGAGGCGUCGACGUUACAUCGCGGCCACCCGUCGGCACUUACCCAGCAACCAUGUCUGGUCACGGCAGGCGCCACUUGAACGACCCGAACUCAGAUGCCUACAGGGCGCACAUGGCAGCUGUCCUGGAGCGCAUGCGCAGGGAGUACGAGAGGAAGCAGCGCGAAGAGGCAGCGCGCCGAGGGAAACACCGAGGCGAUGCUAUUAAGGUGGACGCUGUGGAGGUGUACGCCAAGGACAACGCCAAACACCACCACACGGAAAUGUUCGACAACCUGGAGCUGAGCGACCCUCCGCUCAUCAUAAGACGCGGCCAGUCAUUUUUUCUGGCCAUCCGCUUCAAACGUGAAUACCAGCCUGGAACCGACGAAGUUCACAUCGACUUCAGCAUCGGUCCCAACCCCGAGAUCAGCAAGGGCACCUUCAUGAGCCUGCGUGUGCCGGACACCAAAGGCGACUUCAGCCAGCCUCCGCAGAGCUGGGACGUGCGCCUGACGCAUCACGACCGCGCCGUCAUGUCCCUUCAAGUGUUCGUGCCGGCCAACGUGAGCGUGGGCCUGUGGCGGAUGGCCGUGCUCAGCCGGUCACGCGCCGACCCGGAGGCCAGGGACAAGUAUCGACAUCCGUCCGACAUCUACGUGCUAUUCAACCCGUGGUGCAAAGAUGACGUGGUGUACAUGGAAAACGAAGACUGGCGACGAGAGUACGUACUCAAUGAUGUUGGCAAGAUUUACAUGGGAUCUUGGAAGCAGCCAGAGGGCCGACAAUGGAUUUUCGGUCAGUUUGGAGACAUGGUCCUGCCCGCGUGCUUGCUCGUCCUGGACAAGUCGAACCUUACUUACGCCGCCAGGGCCAAUCCGGUGAAAGUCGUCCGCGCCAUCUCCGCAAUGGUGAACAGUGCUGACGACGGCGGCAUAGUCACUGGCAACUGGUCGGGCAACUACGACGACGGCACGGCACCCUGGAUGUGGACCGGAAGUAGCGCCAUCCUCGAGCAAUACGUCAAAACUGGUGGCACCUCCGUCAACUACGGGCAGUGCUGGGUCUUCUCUGGCGUAUGCAACACCGUGUGCCGUGCGCUCGGCAUUCCGUGCCGUCCGGUUACGUGCUAUGCGUCUGCUCACGAUACGGACGAGAGCAUUACCAUCGACCGUUACUUCGACAAAGAAGGCGAGGAGCUGAAGAAAUACUCCAGGGAUUCCAUCUGGAAUUUCCACGUGUGGAACGAAGUGUGGAUGGCAAGGAAGGACCUACCAUCAGGCUACGGAGGAUGGCAGGCUAUCGACGCUACGCCACAGGAAACCAGCGAUGGCUUCUACCAAGUCGGCCCGUGUUCAGUGAUGGCCGUCAAGAAGGGCGAGAUAGGCUACAUGUACGACUCGCCGUUCGUGUUCGCCGAGGUCAACGCCGACAUCAUCCACUGGAAAGAAGACCCCGAAAGCGCCUUCGGUUGGUCCCGGAGCAAGACGUUAACGUACCAUGUGGGCCUUGGAGUGUUGACGAAAAAAGCCAACGUUAAGAUCCAAGAUGGCAUGGGAGAUUCCGAAGAUAUCACGCACUGUUAUAAGAGCAAAGAAGGAACGGACGAAGAGCGCAUGGCAGUGCUGAACGCAGCGCGCAGCGGCGGCCUCAACGUGUUGUUCGAGCUUCCCAGCGAGUCGAAGCAGGACGUGAGGCUUAAGCUGCAGGACAUCGAGAGCGUCAUGAUCGGCGAGCCGUUCUGCGUGACCGUCAGCAUGCGCAACGAAAGCAACGAGCAGCGCACCAUCAACGCGGUACUCUGCGCCUCGUCGGUCUACUACACCGGCAUCCUGGCGCGCAAGAUCAAGCGUGACAAGGCGACGUUCGUGCUCCAGCCGCAGGAAGAAGAGGUAUUGUCACUGACGGUGGAGCCCGAGGAGUACCUCGAUAAACUGGUGGACUUCGCAAUGGUGAAAAUCUACGUCAUCGCGAACGUGAAGGAGACGAGGCAAACAUGGUCUGAAGAGGACGACUUCACUAUCACGAAGCCGAAAUUGAAUAUUGAGGUCGAGGGACCAGUGAAGGUCGGCCAUCCAUUCAGACUCGUAAUGCGCUUCACAAAUCCACUCAAUGUUCCUCUCCAAGACUGCACCCUGUCCGUUGAAGGCCCUGGCGUCACAAGCGCGCUCAUCGUUCACCUCUCGAAUGUGGCGCCGCACGCCGAGUGGGUGCACCGGGAGACGUUCGUGCCCGCGAGGCCUGGUCCGCGCAACGUGAUGGCCGUAUUCAACUGCCGGGAGCUGUUCAACAUCGAGGGAUCGGCGCAGACGGUGGUCGACGCAUGAGCCCCGACGGCCGUUCGAGUGCGCUCCGCUUUUCUGCAUCUGCAAGGCAGCAAUUUUCAUGGCAGCAAUAGGUGGCUGAGAAGCUUUCGCUCGUGACGCCCAGACUGUGUUGUGUGUAUAGAUGUGAGUCAUAUAAUUGCCAAUAAAUCGCGUGUGUUCGUCUUUAUA
Messenger RNA from Rhipicephalus sanguineus (brown dog tick), 2547 nucleotides. RefSeq names its product hemocyte protein-glutamine gamma-glutamyltransferase. The transcript is spliced from 15 exons. Gene Ontology annotation, biological process: peptide cross-linking. Gene Ontology annotation, molecular function: protein-glutamine gamma-glutamyltransferase activity. The record is from RefSeq and is a predicted model, not a curated record. Bases 127 to 2379 code for a protein of 750 amino acids. NCBI's taxonomy places the organism in Eukaryota, Metazoa, Arthropoda, Arachnida, Ixodida, Ixodidae.